Pelmatolapia mariae (spotted tilapia) is the source of this 1524-nucleotide messenger RNA. Its product is annotated as ER membrane protein complex subunit 3-like. The transcript has 9 exons. The record is from RefSeq and is a predicted model, not a curated record. The coding region runs from base 118 to 903 and encodes 261 amino acids. NCBI's taxonomy places the organism in Eukaryota, Metazoa, Chordata, Actinopteri, Cichliformes, Cichlidae. Gene Ontology annotation, biological process: protein folding in endoplasmic reticulum. Gene Ontology annotation, cellular component: membrane; EMC complex.
GUAAACCGGAAGUUCUUCUUUUAACUCCUGCGCGUGUGCGUUGUGCAGUUUGUUUAACAAAGUUCAUAAAUGUGCGCCUCCCUGUCUGUCCUUGGAUCGUGGGUUAAAUAGAGAGCGAUGGCCGGUCCGGAGCUCCUGCUGGACUCCAGCAUUCGGAUGUGGGUGGUCCUGCCCAUUGUGUUCGUCACCUUCUUUGUUGGGGUCAUCCGACACUAUGUCACCCAGCUGCUCCACAGCGACAAGAAAGUCAACCUGGAGCAGGUCUCUGACAGCCAGGUGCUCAUGCGCAGCCGCAUCCUCAGAGAGAACGGAAAGUACAUUCCCCGACAGUCCUUCGCCAUGAGGAAACAUUACUUCAACGACGCCGAGACCGGCUUCUUCAAGAACGUCAAGAGGAAGGUUGUCCCCAAGAACCCAAUGACAGACUCGAGCAUGAUGGUAGACAUGAUGAAGGGAAACCUGACCAACGUCCUGCCCAUGAUUGUGAUUGGUGGAUGGAUCAACUGGGCUUUCUCUGGAUUCGUCAUUACUAAGGUGCCGUUCCCGUUAACGCUGAGGUUCAAGCCGAUGUUGCAGAGAGGGAUCGACCUGCUGUCGCUGGAUGCCUCAUGGGUGAGCUCGGCGUCCUGGUACUUCCUGAACGUGUUCGGGCUGAGGAGCAUGUACAGCCUGAUUCUGGGUCAGGAUAACGCUGCUGACCAGUCCCGGAUCAUGCAGGACCAGAUGACAGGCGCUGCCAUGGCGAUGCCCCCUGACCCCAACAAGGCCUUCAAGAGCGAGUGGGAGGCGCUGGAGAUCGUGGAACAUAAGUGGGCGCUGGAGAAUGUGGAGGAGGAGCUGAUGUCCAAAGACCUAAACUUUGGGGGCUUCUUCAGCCAGGACAUCAAGUCUGCUGUAUUCUAGGACCACGAGGACGCGCUGGAAUCCCGGGGGUGUUCCUGAACCGCCCUGCUCUCCCCUGCUCUCCUGAAGGCUCCGGGAUAGUUUUCACAGCGCAGGAUUUAAACAGAGAAUUAUUUUUAUGGAGCUGCCUCUGAAAUCGUCUCUUUGCUGCCUCGGGCACUUCGCUCACUCUCAGCUUUUGUACGUUUCCUGGAGUUCCAGCCAGGCUCCGGAUCUUCCCUGGGUUGUUGUUAGUUUAUAUUUGAGAAAAAUCUAAAAGAAAAGAUUUUAUUUGUACUUGAGAUUUUACUUUGAAAUGAUGUUUGUGUCGUGGGUGUUUAAGUUACACAUUUUUACAUCUAAAUUCAGUGAUUCAAGUCCAAAUCCAUUACACAGGAAGUAGUGACUUCGGACACAGAUCGGAGCUUUAAAAUCCUCCACACCGGCAGGCUGAGCACCUGCCGAGAUCCGAAACGUUUCUCCGGAGCAACGCUGGAAACCGAAGCAUCGUUUUAAAAAAACGGCUGGAACGUUUUCAACAGGACGAAGCGGGCGAAGGCUUCAUGUCGUCCCGCAGGACGUUUUGGAUGUACUCUGUAUGCUGUGGUGUGAAGCAUGGAGUGAGUGAAAUAAAGGUGCCAU